GAGGUGGAGGGAGGGGGACUCACUCCUCCACCCCGAGCUCCAGGUUUCUGUUGCUGCUGAAAGCUGGCUGCAAACCCAAUGAGACCAUCCACCAUCACGGCUGCUUUCUUCUGGCAGCGGAGGCGGGCGCUUCCUCGGUUUCCCUUCCCCUGGCCCCAGCCCCUGGUCCCUGGCCCAUGUCUCCAGCUCGUGAUGUCACAAUCCCACCCGGACCGAGUGUUCCAGUCCCCGCUCCCAGUUGUCCGGCUGGGAAAAAGGAGAUUGCUGAGGGGGAGCUCGCUCGUGAGUCAUGGACUUCUCCUGGCUCCUCCUCUACCACUCCCACUCCCUCGCUGGCCCCCCCCACAAGGGCUAGCGUUCGCUCUCGGGAUCCGAGGGGGUGGGGCUGCUGGGAAUGGCUGUUCGCCCUUCUCCUCCUCUGCCCGGCUCCCUAUUUUACCUGAAGAGGCAAAGAUCUUGCCCACAGUGCACAUGGGGCAUGGAGGAGAAGACAGCGGCGCAGUCGGGGGCCAGCGGGGCCAGCCGGGAGCUGCCAGGUCCCCGGAGGAUAUCUGCGGUCCAGUACUUCAAUACUGCAGUGGACCAAAAUCACAUCCUUCCCGGAGCCCUCAGGCUCAUUCAGGAGCUGCGCCCGCACUGGAAGCCCGAGCAAGUUAAGACCAAGCGCUUCACUGAUGGGAUCACCAACAAGCUGGUGGCCUGCUUUGUGGAAGAUGACAUGAGGGACGCAGUGCUGGUCCGUGUCUAUGGGGAACGGACAGAGCUUCUGGUGGACCGGGAGAAUGAGGUCAGGAACUUCCAGCUCCUUCGGGCCCAUGGCUGUGCACCCAAACUCUAUUGUACCUUCCAAAAUGGCUUGUGCUAUGAGUUUCUCCCAGGCAUGGCUUUGGGGCCCGAGCAUAUCCUCGAACCCCGGCUCUUCAGGCCACUGGAGUUGUACGCUCUUGCCGACUUCUUGGCCAACAGGGCAGGUUCAGGGAUAUGGAGGAGAGGAGAGGAGAAUGAGGCUGAUUGCCUGGGAAAUGGCAAAAAUCCACGCCAUCCAUGCCAACGGCUGUCUGCCCAAACCUGGCCUGUGGUCCAAAAUGUACAGAUAUUUCACUCUUGUCAAGGAUUCUUUCAACUCCAGGUAAAGAAAGGAGCUGUGGUCAGGAACCCCUGUCCUACUUUACCCAGAUUAGGUCAUGUCAGAUUCAUAGAUUAUGAAUAUGCUGGCUACAACUACCAAGCCUUUGACAUUGGCAAUCACUUCAAUGAGUUUGCAGGUGUGAAUGAGGUGGACUAUAGCCUCUACCCCAGCCGGGAGACUCAACUUCGUUGGCUGAAUUAUUACCUGCAAGCCCACAAGCAGCUCUGCAAGGAAGGCUGGGGUGGGACAGCUGUGACGCCCAGGGAGGUGGAGAAGCUCUACGUACAAGUUAACAAGUUUGCUCUGGCCUCUCACCUCUUGUGGGCAUUCUGGGCUCUCAUCCAGAACCAGUUCUCUACCAUCGACUUUGACUUCCUUAGAUAUGCGGUGAUCAGAUUCAACCAAUACUUCAAGGUGAAGCCUCAGGUGUCAGCCUUGGAGAUGCCAAAGUGACCGGCCUCCUGCCCUGUCCGCCCAGCCAGACUUGCUCUCCUCAGGGCCCCUGCUUGGCUCUGGGGCCCAUGACUAAAGGGCCAGAGCAAGAGAGGGAUGCAGGUGGGGUCUCUCCGGUGGGGCAGUGAAGCCCAUGCCCUGUGCCGCCGGCCCCAAAUUAAAGCCGCCGUAGACCUCGCUCCCCCCCCCCCCCCCUCGCGUCUC
This is a messenger RNA of Vombatus ursinus (common wombat), 1786 nucleotides long. It is a transcript of the gene ETNK2, whose product is annotated as ethanolamine kinase 2. Gene Ontology annotation, cellular component: cytoplasm. Bases 395 to 1582 code for a protein of 395 amino acids. Lineage: Eukaryota; Metazoa; Chordata; Mammalia; Diprotodontia; Vombatidae. Gene Ontology annotation, molecular function: ethanolamine kinase activity. The transcript is spliced from 8 exons. Gene Ontology annotation, biological process: phosphatidylethanolamine biosynthetic process. The record is from RefSeq and is a predicted model, not a curated record.